Molecule: messenger RNA, 429 nt
Organism: Drosophila busckii
Lineage: Eukaryota; Metazoa; Arthropoda; Insecta; Diptera; Drosophilidae
Product: fibrinogen-like protein 1
Exons: 1
Coding region: 1-429 (142 amino acids)
Source: RefSeq, a predicted model, not a curated record
AUGACACUAUUUCCGGUUUAUUGUGAUAAUGGUUGGAUAGUUGUACAGCGACGCAUAAAUGGCAGUGAGAACUUUCAUCGUAAUUGGAGAGCCUAUAAGGAAGGCUUUGGCAAUGUGCGUGGCGAGUUCUUUAUAGGACUCGAAAAGCUCCAUCAUUUAACGACCAUGCGUACACAUGAGCUGAGAAUUAUACUCGAGGAUUUUUGGGGCAAUGUGCGCCAUGCACAGUACAGCGAGUUUCUUAUAGGCGAUGAAAACGAAUCCUAUGAGCUGAAGCAGCUGGGUGAAUAUUCUGGCAAUGCGGAUGAUGCCUUGAGAUCGCAUAAACAUGCAAAGUUCUCCACGCCAGAUCAUACUGACCAACUUCGGCAUUGUGCACAGAUUUAUAAAGCGGGUUGGUGGUUUAAUGAUGAUUGCUAUCAAUGGUAA